This is a messenger RNA of Erinaceus europaeus (western European hedgehog), 1625 nucleotides long. It is a transcript of the gene RRS1, whose product is annotated as ribosome biogenesis regulator 1 homolog. The transcript has a single exon. The coding region runs from base 95 to 1192 and encodes 365 amino acids. Gene Ontology annotation, cellular component: nucleolus; nucleus; preribosome, large subunit precursor. Gene Ontology annotation, molecular function: protein binding. NCBI's taxonomy places the organism in Eukaryota, Metazoa, Chordata, Mammalia, Eulipotyphla, Erinaceidae. Gene Ontology annotation, biological process: ribosomal large subunit biogenesis; endonucleolytic cleavage in ITS1 to separate SSU-rRNA from 5.8S rRNA and LSU-rRNA from tricistronic rRNA transcript (SSU-rRNA, 5.8S rRNA, LSU-rRNA); ribosome biogenesis. The record is from RefSeq and is a predicted model, not a curated record.
ACGUGUUUCGUAUUGCUGGGAGCUGGAACCGGCACCGACGCGGAAGUCUAGGUGAACAGCUUCCCGGAGCUUCCGAGGGAGGUAAGCCGGAGCCAUGGAGGGCCAGAGCGUGGAGGAGCUGCUGGCAAAGGCAGAGCGGGACGAGGCGGAGAAGCUGCAGCGCAUCACGGUGCACAAGGAGCUGGAGCUGGAGUUCGACCUGGGGAACCUGCUGGCCUCGGACCGGAAUCCCCCGACGGCGCUGCGGCGCGCAGGGUCGGCUCCGGAGGCCGAGCUGCGGGCUCUGGCGCGGGACAACACGCAGCUGCUCAUCAACCAGCUGUGGCAGCUGCCCACGGAGCGCGUGGAGGAGGCGCUGGUGGCGCACCUGCCGGAGCCCGCCACCCGCCUGCCGCGCGAGAAGCCGCUGCCCCGGCCGCGGCCCCUCACGCGCUGGCAGCAGUUCGCGCGCCUCAAGGGCAUCCGCCCGAGGAAGAAGACCAACCUGGUGUGGGACGAGGUGAGCGGCCAGUGGCGACGCCGCUGGGGCUACCAGCGCGCCCGCGACGACACGAAGGAGUGGCUGAUCGAGGUGCCCGGCGGCGCCGACCCCCUGGAGGACCAGUUCGCCAAGCGCCUGCAGGCCAAGAAGGAGCGGGUGGCCAAGAACGAGCUGAACCGGCUGCGCAACCUGGCCCGCGCGCACAAGAUGCAGCUGCCCAGCGCGGCCGGCCUGCACCCCACCGGCCACCAGGACCGGGACGAGCUGGGCCGCGCCAUGCAGGUGGCCAAGGUCUCCACCGCCUCGGUGGGGCGCUUCCAGGAGCGCCUGCCCAAGGAGAAGGCGCCCCGGGGCUCCGGCAAGAAGAGGAAGUUCCAGCCGCUCUUCGGGGACUUUGCAGCCGAGAAAAAGAACCAGCUGGAGCUGCUGCGAGUCAUGAACAGCAAGAAACCUCAGCUGGACGUGACCAAGGCCACCAAUAAGCAGAUGAGGGAAGAGGACCAGGAGGCGGCGGCCCGGAGAAGGAAAAUGAGCCAGAAGGGCAAGCGGAAGGGCGGGCGACAGGGCCCCGGGGGCAAGCGGAAAGGGGGCCCUCCCAGUCAGGGAGGGAAGAGGAAAGGGGGCUUGGGAGGCAAGGCGAAUCCCAGGCCUUCAGGCCCGGGUGGCAAAAGGAAAGGGGGGCAACACCCAGGAGGGAAGAGGAGAAAAUAAAUUUCACCCUGCAGCCCGCCUGCAGACCGUGAACUGUUGAGUUCUGGUACUUUGGGGGACAAGGACUACGGUGCAGAAAAGAUGGCCACUGCCUUGCUGGAGGUGGCAGUGACCAGCGGCCUCGAAGACUUAGUUUUCCUCACAACCAGCACUGGCGGGGGAUGCAAGGAUGUGCUUGAGCACUUAGAAAGUAGGGAAAGUAUUUGAUGGAGGCUGGAAAAGAGUUAGUUCAACAUCCACCCUUUUCUUUUUAGUUUUGCAUAUACGGUGAAGGGGUUGACCUAAUUUUAGAGACUUAGAGAUUGACGUGUACAUCUGCAUUAUUUUUGUAACAGAUUUGUGUAUUUAUCAAAGUAGAAGUAGAAAAUAAGGAAAGAUUACAAUUUCUGAACUGGAGCGACAAGUAACUUGUACAAGCUAUUAAUUAAAGUGU